AUGCCUCCCUCCCCUCCCUCGCUCGACUCUUCCCUCGACUCUCUUGCAGCCGACAUGCUCGCCGCGCGUCACACCGCCCUCCUUACGCGUCGGAGACAGCGGUCGCUCGAGGCGGAGGUCGAGUGGGAUGAGCGGGAUACGGCGAUUAGGAGGGGAAGAGUCUUAAGAGCGGGAGGCGGAGGGGAGGAGGUGUGGGCUAGUAUGGGCUACGGUGUGGGCGAGCACGAAGCAGCGGAAGAGGAAGAAGGAGAAGAAGGGUGGGCAGGCGGAACGUACCCCCAGCCCGAGGAAGAAUGGCACGGCGGGUUCAACGAAGUCCCCGACGUAGUCAUCGAAGGACCAGGCGCGACGGUCGAUUACGACUGGGCGGAUCCGGCUGAGGUAAGGAGGAGGCGGAGGCUCGGGAGCGAUGAUUGGGGCGAGGACGAGCAGAGGUUGUAUGAGGAGAUUGGCGCGGAUGCGUUUUUUGGGUAUGGGACGAGCGGGAGCGAGGAUGAGGAUGAGGAGUUCUCGGAGACGGAGGACGAUAAUGGCGAUGGAGCGGGAACGGGCGACGGAGUCGUCUCGAUGGACUACGACGCGCUCGCCGCUGCGGCCGCCGCGCCGCUCGAGUUCGCCACCCGCCUCGACGAGGAAGAGGCGUUCCUCGCUGGCUUGCGCGAGCGACGACUGGCCGAGAUGGGUCAGGAGACGCCUGCUGCAAGACAGGAACUCCAGGCGCUCCUCUCCGGGCGUUACGUCGGCGAAGCGCCUCUCAACCCGUCCCCUGCACCGCACACCUCACAGCGCAGCCACGAUGCGCCCGCGACCUCCAUUUCGACCGACUUGAACGUCGCAGCCGCCGCACUCCUCUCGCAAGACCCGUCUUCCGCCCUCUCGUACACGUCCUUUCUCCGACCAGGCGCCUUCUUCGUCGGCGAGCAGUCGCUGGGGAAGAAGCCGCAGCCUUUCUCUUCGCUGCGGGAACCAGCACUUCCAUGGCGCAACAACAGCGCGAACACGUCUUCGACCGCCCACCCAGCUUUCGCGCCUUUCCCUUCUCUCGGCGCGGCAGGGAGCGGCGGUAUCUCCGACUCGCUUGCGAUUCCUCGACCUUCACCGUCUGGUACGAUUGAAGGCCCUCGGAACGCCAUCACCAACUUUCUCCGCCAAUCCGCCUCGUCCGCCUCCGCCUCUGCCUCCGGCUCACACCCCACUCCUUCUUCCUCCAUAUCAUCCUCGAACCGCUUCGCCCCCUACGCACAAUCCCCAGCUCCCGCAGCAACAGUAACACACCUCGACACCUCUUCCAACCCGCACAUCAUCAGCGCGACCCGGAUCCGGUUCGGGGACACGACGAACCCCGCUGCGAGGGGUGAUAGGGAGAGUUGGAGGGCGGUCGAGAGGGAGAUGUUGAGUCGUGCGAGGGGGGUGCUUGCGGAGACUUCGGCAUCGAGGGAGGAGGAGCGCAAGGAGGGCGAGGGGGUAAAGGAGAGGUGGAACGUCCAGGUCACGAUCCAGUCCUACGAGCCGAUGAACAAGCGCAUCACGGGCUACAUGCGCGCCUUCGGCAUCGAUGGCGGCGCACCCGUCUCGGCAACCUACAGCGACGUGACGACGCACUUCUCAGGCGACAUCCUCCACCCCAUCAUCGACGGCCUCUUCGCUUCUCCGUCUCUCACCGGUUCCGGCGGCCGAACGGGCUCAGUCAAGGUCACCCGCGCGUUCGAGGCCGAGUCGUGGAUCCAGCUUGGGCCGUUCAAGGGCUUGUCUAAGGCGGACUUGCUGGAGAAGUCGAGGAGUAGACAGUGGAUCGAGGAGCAGACUAAGGGGUGGAUCUUGUUCAGGUGGAAGGAGCAGGGCUUCGUCAACGUCGCUCCCACCGACUCAGCUCUCUCCAUCUCCGGCUUCUACCACGCCGCCCUCAACCGCCGAACAGGCGAGAUUGAAGGCUUGUACUGCGACCCCGCCGCGACGCCCAACCAGCACCUCUUGCUCCGCCCGACGUCGAACACCAACGGCGCAGUCUCCUUCGGCGCCUUCGACUGCCGAUAG
This is a messenger RNA of Rhodotorula toruloides NP11, 2034 nucleotides long. RefSeq names its product vacuolar import/degradation protein Vid24. Gene Ontology annotation, biological process: negative regulation of gluconeogenesis; protein catabolic process in the vacuole; protein targeting to vacuole. The transcript is spliced from 3 exons. Gene Ontology annotation, cellular component: extrinsic component of membrane; GID complex. Bases 1 to 2034 code for a protein of 677 amino acids. NCBI's taxonomy places the organism in Eukaryota, Fungi, Basidiomycota, Microbotryomycetes, Sporidiobolales, Sporidiobolaceae. The record is from RefSeq and is a predicted model, not a curated record.